UGACAUGGAAGUGUUCACUGAACAUGUACAUGUCGUUGUAGUAAACACAAAGUACAAGACUUCCCACAGCAUCUACUUGCUAAUAUUACCACAGCCAAACUAUAGCGUAAUCAACCUGUCUCUGUUCAGUGUAAUGGUGCAUGGGUGCAACUUUUACUUCGUUCAGGAACAUCCGGUCAAUACUUAUAAUUAUACUCAAAAGCAAAGCAUGAUUGCCUAUAAAAAGGGAAUGAAGUGGAGUACACACAUAACACAGUUGCUGAUAAAUGAUUCGCUUGUCAGACAUGAGUUACCAGACUGCCACUUCUCUCCUCCUGGUCACAGCUUUGUACCUGACCCUCUCCUCUGCAACUAAUGAAAGUUCAUGCAGCAAUGUUCAAGAGAAGCUCAAUGGACUGAAAGAAGCAGUGGAGGCUCUGUGUGAAGGCACCAGUGUGGCCAUCCCUACUGUCCGAAACACCUGGACCUCUGUGCCCAUCACUAGCAUCGGAGGUACUGACCUACGACACCCUAAUACUUUCUCUUUCGUUAUCCCAAGUGUCAUCCCAUCAACUGCAAAGAAUGUGCUCAUUUAUGCUGUAAUGCAUUGCGGACAUGCUAACGUUUACAUCGCCCUCCACCUCAAAAUAUUUACUCAGGACGGGAGUAACAAGCGUUUUGAAAAAUACCUCUACAUGUUAACUUAUAAUCAGGUUGCCUUCAACACCAACUCUGACAACAUGUGGUUCCCCAUGCCCUCCAAUCGUAGGAUCUACAUGACAGUGGACAGGGACCUUGGUACCAAUUGCAAAGCUCAGCUCUAUGCAAUUGGAUACAAUUAAUCAGGAAAAUAAUGUGAAGAAACCUUGAACUGCUGUAUAAUUAUAGAACUAUAGUACACUAUGUUCUUGCCAUUUUGCUAUAAUUAGACAUAAUAAUUAGACAACUCAGUGAUCAGUCAGUCAGUGCACAUGCAUAAUACACACAGUGAAUUAACAACCAAAAUUACAUUUGCAUGACCAUCAUGUCAAUAAACGAGUACAUACACGCAAGUAUUCACUGAACAUGUACAUGUUGUUGUAGUACAAUACAAACUACAAGACCUAUACCACAACAUCUACUCUUACUAAACAGCCAUAGCGUUCACCUGUCUCUGUUCAGUGUAAUGGUGUAUGGGUACAACUUUCACUUCUUCGGGAACAUCCGGUCAAUAUAAUCAAAAGCAAAACACGCCUAUAAAAAGGGAAUGAAGUGGAGUACACACAUAACACAGUUGCUGAUAAAUGACUCGCUUGUCAGACAUGAGUUACCAGACUGCCACUUCUCUCCUCCUGGUCACAGCUUUGUACCUGACCCUCUCCUCUGCAACUAAUGAAAGUUCAGGCAGUAAUGUUCAAGAGAAGCUCAAUGGACUGAAAGAAGCAGUGGAGGCUCUGUGUGAAGGCACCAGUGUGUCCAUCCCUACUGUCCGAAACACCUGGACCUCUGUGCCCAUCACUAGCAUCGGAAGUACUAACCUACGACACACUAAUACUUUCUCUUUCGUUAUCCCAAGUGUCAUCCCAUCAGCUGCAAAGAAUGUGCUCAUCUAUGCUUUAAUGCAUUGCAGAACUGCUAAUCGUGGCACCGAGCUCCACCUCAAGGUAUUUACUCAGGACGGGAGUAACAAGCGUUUCGAAAAGUACCUCUACAUGUUCAGUUGGAAUCAGAAUGCCAUCAACACCAACUCUGACAACAUGUGGUUCCCCAUGCCUAUCAAUCGUAGGAUCUACAUAACAGUGGACAGAGACGUUGGUACCAAUUGUAGAGCUGAUCUCUUUGCAAUUGGAUAUAACUAAUCAGGAAAUGAAGAAACUGGUGACUGUAUUAAGAGUAUAAUUAUUAUCUAUAAUUAUUACACUGUAAAAAAAAAAGUGCAGUGAGCACACUAAAACCGUCGCAUAUAGCACACUUUUUCAAAUAUGCGACGGUUUUAGUGUGUCCACCGCACUUUUUUUCAAUCAUUUUUUACAGUGUACCACAAAAUAUUAAUCGUUCAGUCCAUGAUCAGUCAGUCAGUUAGUCAGUGCAGUACUCAUUUAAUUACAUUGCAUUGAAAAACUUUGCUGCAUGUUUCCAAAGCCGGGAAAAUUAAUUUGCAUGACCAUGUAAUAACAUGUAAAUACAUGCAAAUAUUCACUGAACAUGUACAUGUUGUAUAGUGCACACCAAGUACAAGACUUCCCGCAGCAUCUACUUGCUAAUAAUUAUUACCACAGCCAAACAACUAUAGCGUAUUAUCAACCUGUCUCUGUUAAAAUGGUAUGGGUACAACUUUCACCUUUUUUGAACAUCCGGUCAACAGCAAAUCUUCCCUCCUCAAAAGCAGGAUUGGGCUAUAAAAAGAAGAGAAUGAAGUGGAGCACGUAACACAUUUGCUGAUAAUGACUCACUUGUCAGACAUGAGUUACCAGACUGCCACUUCUCUCCUCCUGGUCACAGCUUUGUACCUGACCCUCUCCUCGCAACUGAUGAAAGUUCAUGCAGCAAUGUUCAAGAGAAGCUCAAUGGACUGAAAGAAGCAGUGGAGGCUCUGUGUGAAGGUACCAGUGUGUCCAUCCCUACUGUCCGAAACACCUGGACCUCUGUACCCAUCACUAGCAUCGGAGGCUGCGGACAAGCUAACGUUGGCACCACCCUCCACCUCAAAGUAUUUACUCAGGACGGGAGUAACAAGCGUUUUACCUCUACAUGUUAACUUGGAAUCAAAAUGCCAUCAACACCAACUCUGACAACAUGUGGUUCCCCAUGCCUAUCAAUCGGAGGAUCUACAUUACAGUGGACAGGGACCUUGGUACCAAUUGUCAUUCCGCACUCUUUGCAAUUGGAUACAACUAGUCAUGAAAUGAACUGUAUAUGGUGACUGCAUUAGAAUAAAGCGCUUGCGAUUAUUAUUAUCAAUAGUCAGUCAGUCAAUGCCAG
Messenger RNA from Halichondria panicea, 2940 nucleotides. RefSeq lists its product as uncharacterized. The transcript has 5 exons. NCBI's taxonomy places the organism in Eukaryota, Metazoa, Porifera, Demospongiae, Suberitida, Halichondriidae. The record is from RefSeq and is a predicted model, not a curated record. Bases 267 to 821 code for a protein of 184 amino acids.